CGACCAGCCAAGAUCGUCGACCAGGAAGAUGCACCACGCACGGCCCUCCUCCCUCCAGCCGUCCAGGCGUGCGUGUCUGUCCGCCUCUCGACGAUGCCUCUCGUCGUCGAGAGCGCAGGGCGCGGAGCAGCCCGUGAUGAACCGAUACAGCCGGACGGUCACGCAGCCAAAAACUCAGGGCGCGAGUCAGGCUAUGCUCUACGCGACUGAUGGCAUUCAGGCCGACGAAGACUUCAACAAGGCUAUGGUUGGCGUUGCUAGCGUCUGGUAUGAAGGCAAUCCCUGUAAUAAGCAUCUAUUAGGCCUAGGCCAGGUGGCUAAGAAAUCGCUAACUGACGCUGGUAUCAUCGGCUACCAAUUCGGUACCGUCGGGGUCAGCGAUGGCAUUAGCAUGGGCACCACUGGGAUGUCUUACUCGCUCCAGUCGCGAGACCUCAUCGCCGACCAGGUCGAGACUGCCGCCGGCGGCCACUGGCUGGACGGUAUGGUGGCCAUCCCUGGAUGCGACAAAAACAUGCCCGGGGUACUGAUGGCUUUGGGCCGACUGAACCGCCCGGGUCUCAUGUUGUACGGCGGAACCAUCCGACCAGGCUCGUGCGCGGGCGCGCCGCAGCUCGAUAUUGUCUCCGCCUUCCAGGCAUACGGGAAGUAUUUGCAAGGCGGCCGGACGGAAGCAGCUGAGCAAGAGCGGUAUCAGACCAUUCGCAACGCAUGUCCCGGCCCCGGUGCCUGCGGAGGAAUGUACACGGCGAACACGAUGGCGAGCGCCGCGGAGGCUCUGGGCAUGGCCCUUCCGGGAUCAUCCUCCUUCCCCGCCGAGUCCCCAGAAAAAAUGAACGAGUGUGCGAGCAUCGGGCCCGUCAUGCGCAACCUGCUGGAGAAGAAUAUUCUCCCCCGGGAAAUCAUGACGCGCUCUGCGUUCGAAACCGCGAUGGUUCUGACAAUGAUCCUCGGCGGUUCGACCAAUGCCGUCCUCCAUCUUAUCGCCAUUGCGCACUCCGUCGGUAUCGAGCUCACCAUCGACGACUUCCAAAAUGUCUCGGACCGCACCCCUUUCCUCGCCGACCUCAAGCCGAGCGGUCGGUAUGUCAUGGAACAUGUUUACAAAAUUGGCGGCAUCCCCAAGAUCUUGGAAUACUUGCUGAGCAAAAAUCUUAUUGACGGCAACAACAUGACCGUGACUGGGCGGACUCUGGGCGAGAAUCUGGACCGCUGGGUACACGAACACGGCAAAUUGGACUUCACCAGCCAGGAUGUGAUCCGGCCGCUCGAGAAGCCGAUAAAGGAGACUGGUCACCUGCGUAUCCUUCGCGGUAACCUCGCGCCCGGCGGAGCGGUCGCAAAGAUCACGGGCAAGGAAGGCCUCGGUUUCACUGGCAAGGCGCGCGCAUUUGACACGGAAGAUGACUUUGUACGCGCCGUCGAGAGUGGAUCGAUCAAGAAGGGCGAGAAGACAGUCGUCGUGCUGAGGUACCUCGGGCCGAAGGGUGGACCGGGCAUGCCCGAGAUGCUCAAACCGACGAGUCUUAUUAUGGGUGCAGGCCUUGGCCAUGAUGUCGCCUGCCUCACGGAUGGGCGCUUCAGCGGCGGCUCGCACGGUUUCUGCAUUGGGCAUGUCGUCCCUGAGGCACAGGUAGGAGGCCCCAUCGCUCUGGUCCAGGACGGCGAUGUUAUCGCUGUCGACGCGGUCAAAAAUUCCCUUGAGCUGCAAGUCUCUGAAGAGGAGCUCGCGCGCCGCCGGAAGUCCUGGAAGCCCAAGCCGCUUAAAUUCACGCAGGGAACGCUCUUCAAAUACGUCAAGACGGUAGAGGACGCUAGCCAUGGAUGUAUCACAGAUGCAUGAGGACGCCACAGGUGUCUCACUGCGACAAAAGGCUGCCUUGCUUGGCGGGAGUUCAUUCACUAGCAUGUUUAGACACAGUAGAGCGACAAAGAAUGAUAGGCUUUUCUCGGG
Messenger RNA from Rhodofomes roseus, 1954 nucleotides. RefSeq names its product dihydroxy-acid/6-phosphogluconate dehydratase. The record is from RefSeq and is a predicted model, not a curated record. NCBI's taxonomy places the organism in Eukaryota, Fungi, Basidiomycota, Agaricomycetes, Polyporales, Fomitopsidaceae. Gene Ontology annotation, cellular component: mitochondrion. The transcript is spliced from 11 exons. Gene Ontology annotation, molecular function: dihydroxy-acid dehydratase activity. Gene Ontology annotation, biological process: branched-chain amino acid biosynthetic process. Bases 29 to 1843 code for a protein of 604 amino acids.